Molecule: messenger RNA, 2365 nt
Organism: Phodopus roborovskii (desert hamster)
Lineage: Eukaryota; Metazoa; Chordata; Mammalia; Rodentia; Cricetidae
Product: zinc finger protein 431
Exons: 4
Coding region: 132-2033 (633 amino acids)
Biological process (GO): negative regulation of transcription by RNA polymerase II
Molecular function (GO): DNA-binding transcription repressor activity, RNA polymerase II-specific; RNA polymerase II cis-regulatory region sequence-specific DNA binding
Source: RefSeq, a predicted model, not a curated record
GCGGGCUCUUCCGGUCCGCCAUGCUGUAGGCUCGCCUGCUCUGGAGUCAGGGAGACGCUUCUGUUCUGUGUGCUGAGCUGCGAUCCGCUGCCGGGAGUUCUGAAGAGAGCGAGGUGACCCCGGAGCCCGCCAUGGAUGCAGUGACCUAUGAGGAUGUGCAUGUGAACUUCACUCAUGAAGAGUGGGCUUUGCUGGAUCCUUCCCAGAAGAGUCUCUACAAAGAUGUGAUGCUGGAAACCUAUUGGAAUCUCACUUCUAUAGGUUACCAAUGGGAAGACCACAGUAUUGAAGAACAUUGUCAAAGUUCUAGAAGACAUGGAAGGCAUAUCAUCUGUUACUCUGGAUACAAGCCAUGUGAGUAUCUGGGAAAUGGAAAGAAUCAUACCUCUGUUUUUCCCAGAACAAUUAGAAGAUAUGUUGUAGUCCCCACUCUAAGCAGACAUGAUGACUAUGAUAAAAGUUUAUUCUCUCACUUUGAAAAGGAACCUUACGAGUACAGGGAAUAUGGAAAAUCUUCUGUCUGUACUGGUUCACUUUGCACAAGUAAUGUGACUCACAGUUUUAAAAAAUGUUUUGACUGCAAUCACUGUGCUAAAACUCUGAGUCCUUCAUGUUCUUUUCAAAGACACGAAGAAAGUCAUAUGGGAAGAGGAAGUGGUAAUCUUGAGCCUUGUAUUAAGGACUUUAGCCAUCACAGAUAUCUUCAAACACACAAAACAACCAAUAAUGAAGAGGAUCUCUAUGAAUGUAAUCAACAUGGUAAAGCCUUUAGAUAUGAUUCUUUUUUAAAAAUACACCAAAGAACUCAUUUGGAAGAAAAACCCUAUGAAUAUAAUCAAAGUGAUAAAGUCUCUGCAAGUCACAAUAUUUAUCAAGUAUAUACAACUCAUUCUGGAGUGAAAAAGUAUGAAUAUCACCAAUGUGAUAAAGCCUUUACAAGUCCCAGUUAUCUUCAAAUAUAUAAAAGAAUUCUUACUGGAGAGAAACCCUAUGAAUGUACUCAAUGUGAUAAAGCUUUUGCAUGCUCCAGUUAUCUUCAAAUACAUAAAAGAAGUCAUACUGGAGAGAAACCCUAUGAAUGCAAUCACUGUGGUAAAGCCUUUGCACAGAAGAGUCAUCUUCACAGACAUGAAAGAAUUCAUACUGGAGAGAAACCCUAUGAAUGUAAUCAUUGUGGUAAAGCCUUUGCACACAAGUAUAAACUUCUCAUUCAUGAAAGAAUUCAUACUGGAGAGAAACCCUAUGAGUGUAAUCAAUGUGGUAAAGCCUUUGCAGAGAAAUGCAAUCUUCUCAGUCAUGAAAGAAGUCAUACUGGAGAGAAACCCUACGAAUGUAAUCAGUGUGAUAAAGCCUUUGCACAGAAGAGUGAUCUUCGCAGUCAUGAAAGAAUUCAUUCUGGAGAGAAACCAUAUAAAUGUAAUCAGUGUAGUAAAGCCUUUACUCAGAAAGGUAAUCUUCGAAGUCAUGAAAGAAUUCAUACUGGAGAGAAACCAUAUGAAUGCAAUCAUUGUGGUAAAGCAUUUGCACAGAAGAGUAAUCUUCUCAGUCAUGAAAGAAGACAUACUGGAGAGAAUCCUUAUCUGUGUAAUCAGCAUGCUAAAUCCUUUGCACUGGAGGAGAAUUUUCUCAUUCAUAAAAGAAGCCAUACAGGAGACAAAGCCUUUGAAUGUAAACAAUGUGGUAAAGCCUUUGCAAAGAAGAGUCAUCUUCUUAUUCAUGAAAAAAUUCAUACUGGGGAAAAACCCUACGAAUGUAAUCAAUGUGGUAAAGCUUUUGCAUGUAGCAGUAAUCGUCACAGGCAUGAAAGGUGUCAUACUGGAGAGAAACCCUAUGAAUGUAACCAAUGUGGUAAAGCUUUUGCACGUAAAAGUCAUCUUCGGAGUCAUGAAAGAUGUCAUACUAGAGAGAAACCCUAUGGAUAUAAUCAGUGUGGUAGAGAUUUUGCAUGUAACAGUCCCCUUCAAAUAAAAGAAAGAACUCAUAAUGGAGACAAACCUUAUGAAUGUAUUCAAUGUGAUAAAGACUUUGUUUAGUACAGUCAUCGUCACAAUCCUGAAAGAAGUCAUACUUGACCAAAACCCAAUGAAUGUAAUCAGUGUGGUAAAGUCUUUCCAUGUUGCAUUGUCCUUCAAAACCAUGAAAAUUUUCACACUGAUGAAAAUCCCCAUGAAUCUAAUAAAUGAGGCCAAGCCUUGCAGUCCACAUACAUUUUCCCGAACCGAGCUAUCUCAAUGGUGCUUGAAUAAGGUUAGUAGAACUACUCCUUGGUUAAAAUAUUGUCUCUUUUUCUAGUAAACAUUAUAGUCUAAGAAUAACAGAAACACAUGAUAAUUUGAAUAAUAAAAUGUUUUGUGAAUGAAAGUAA